CACGAGGCUGUGAUACACGCACUCUGUCCCCGUCAGCAACUGCCAACCAUCGACGUUAUCAAUUGCUCGCCUUUUAUUAAUAUAUUGCAUAUUCUUUUACAUUUAGCGUUGCAACAUAAUCAUCAUGGCUGACGAGACUGCCGCCCCUGCCGCCACCAACAUGGACCGCGGUCUCGACGAGAUCAUUGCCGAUAAGCGCACCAAUGGCCCCCGAAACAACCGACGCGGUGAUCGCCGUGGUGGCGACCGCCGUGGUCGCGAUCGUCAGGACCAGCCUCGUGACGGAGUAAGAAAGUCUUAUCGAAGCGACAACCGAGGCAUUGACAGCGAAUGGGUUCACGACCGAUUCGAAGACAACGAUUCCCGCAAAGCCCCCGCUCCCCGACGACGACGCGAAGAUGCUCCCUCGGAGCCCGCCGGAACCAAGAUCAAGGUCGAAAACAUCCACUACGACCUGACCGAGGACGAUCUCGACGAGCUUUUCAAGCGCAUCGGUCCCAUCGUUAGACUCCAGCUGCGAUACGACCGCGCCGGCCGAUCCCUCGGCACGGCAUAUGUUACAUACAAGGAGAAGCAUGACGCUGAAGAGGCUGUCAAGCAGUUUGAUGGUGCCAAUGCUAACGGCCAGCCCAUCCGCCUGACCAUCCUGCCCUCGCGCAACCCUUUUGACAACGCCUUCAUGCCUGGCCGCCCCUUGGCCGAACGUAUCUCUGCUCCUGGCGACAGAAACCGAUCCAACUCGCCUCGUCGCCGUUACGAUGCUGACGAUGCUGCUCGCAAGGGCAUUGACCGCUACAUCCCCGGUGGUGGCCGUGAUAGAUCUCGCAGCCCUGGUGGUGGUGGUCAUCGCCGUGGAGGACGCCGCCCUGGUGCUCGCCGUGACGCUCCUCGCCGUGAGGGCAAUGACAGUGGCCGCGGUGGUCGUGGCAACCCUCGUACCAAGAAGAGUGCUCAGGAGCUCGAUGACGACAUGGCCGACUACUUCACCGGCGGCGCCAACAACGGAACUGAGAAUGCUUCUGCUGCUCCCGCUGCUGAGGCUGCUGCUGCCCCUGCCCCUGCUCCUACUGGUGACGAUGUCGACAUGAUUGAAUAAACCCAACGCAUGUCGAAGAGUCGCUGUCAGUGGGAUUGGUGAUUAGUGUAGAAAUUCCGCACUCAGAUCGGUAUGAGUACGGGCUAUAGGUUGUUCUGUAUAGGCGUUUUACUUUCUGCCCUUAUAAAUUAGUGUCUAAAAUAAGAAGCACAUGUACUCU
[Torrubiella] hemipterigena is the source of this 1256-nucleotide messenger RNA. The record is from the annotation of a GenBank genome assembly. NCBI's taxonomy places the organism in Eukaryota, Fungi, Ascomycota, Sordariomycetes, Hypocreales, Clavicipitaceae.